This is a messenger RNA of Nymphaea colorata (pocket water lily), 1295 nucleotides long. RefSeq names its product 2-hydroxyisoflavanone dehydratase-like. Gene Ontology annotation, molecular function: hydrolase activity. The record is from RefSeq and is a predicted model, not a curated record. The transcript has a single exon. Bases 102 to 1079 code for a protein of 325 amino acids. NCBI's taxonomy places the organism in Eukaryota, Viridiplantae, Streptophyta, Magnoliopsida, Nymphaeales, Nymphaeaceae.
GGAAAUAGUGUGGUCACACGCACUCUGUGGAUGCAUGAAGCGAACCAGAGUACUGGAGUGGACGGGCUCACUCUCUCUCCCCGGAGAAGGUGGGAAGCAAGAUGGAUCCGUCCUCGCAGAUCGUCCAUGAUUUCCCGCCCUUCCUGCGCGUCUACAGAGAUGGCCGCGUCGAGAGGUUCCGUGCAGUCGACUUCGUUCCCCCAGGUCUCGACCCAGGAACCGGCGUUACCUCUAAAGACGUUGUCUUGAAGCCGGAAUCCGGCGUCUCCAUCCGCCUCUACCACCCACCCCUCUGCGAGGAGGAGGUUAAGGAGGGAGUGGAGAACGAGGAAAAGAAGGGCCUCUUCCCCAUCAUCUUCUACAUCCAUGGUGGUGCCUUCUGCAUCGAGUCGGCCUUCUCCACCUAUUAUCACUCCUACCUCAACUCCCUCGUUGCCGAGUCUCGCGCCGUCGCGGUUUCCGUUGAAUACCGCCUCGCACCGGAGCACCCCGUUCCCACUGCCUACCUCGACUGCUGGGCGGCCCUCCAGUGGGUGGUGCGCCAAGCCGAAGGAGGAGCCGGAGCUGAGCCAUGGCUGAAGGAACACGGCGACUUUGGCCGCUUAUUCUUGGCUGGAGACAGCGCCGGUGCGAACGUCGCCCACCAUCUAGCCAUGGCCGCCGGUGGCGCCCCGGCGUUCGUGCCGAUUUCCGCCGAAGACUUGCCGAUCAAGGUGUCGGGAAUCGUUCUGGUCCACCCGUUCUUCUUCGGGCGGAAUCCGGGCAAUGACCGCGUGUGGGAGAUGGUCUGCCCCACCACGCCGGGGAUUGAUGAUCCGCUGGUCAACCUGGUGGCGACCGGUGGGCCGGAGAUAUCGCGGCUGGAGUGCAGGCGCGUGCUAGUGUUGGUGGCGGGCAACGAUUUCUUGAGAGACAGAGGAUGCUGGUACGAAGAGGUGCUGACGGGCAGCGGGUGGAGCGGCUCCGUGGAGAUUGUGGAACACCAGGGAGAGAACCACGUCUUCCACCUCAUUGAUCGUAAGUGCGAGAACGCUGAGGAUCUCAUGAGGCACGUCGUUUCCUUCAUAAAUCGAUCCUGACUGAUGGUGGUGCAUCUGUAGCUAUUUUCAGUCGUUUUUUGUGGGGCUUCUAGUUCAAUUAUAGCGAAGAUUUUGGAUUGAUGGUACGCUUUUGUCGAUUGAUUUGGUAGAGGGAAGAACUCUUUCGAGUCAUUAGUCUGUAAAUGUAUCAACAUUUUGUUUGAGAUUUAUCAAAUAGACUUCAGAAGAAUAUGAAUUGAGCUUCUAAGAGUAUGA